UCAAGUAACAAGGCUGGAGGCUCACGACUGUGACUCCACAUUCCAGAUGGAAACACAGCCACACGGAAAGCUGCAGGGAUACAAGCUCGGAGAAGCUGCGGAUCAGAGAAAAGGCAGAGGCAGCACAGGCUUUAUUCAUGCACCGUCCAGUAACUGGAGAUUUGACACACAGAGAUCCACCGAGAACAACAUAGACUAUUUGAUCUGAGACUCCUUCUCUGCUGGGUUUAUGUCUCUGUUCUGCCUUAACUAUGACAGAGGAACCAAACGCAGAAGUUCAGCAGCCUUCAGUCUCUGGGUCUAGGCAACAUUUUUUAAGAGAUGUCAUCUUUCAUGGAAAGUUUAGGGCCCUCAGUCCGGAGGAAAGCACCAGCUGCUAUCAUGGGCUUUUUUUCCAGGAUGGUCAGCGGCGCGUUGACUACGUUCUCACUUAUCCUCUGAGGAAGUCAGGUGGAGGCCGUUCUAGUCGACAGUCAGACCACAGUCUGACGGAGAAUCCUGUCUCCGGCAACCCAAGUCCCAACAAGCAGGUCCAAGCCGGAUCCACGGUGGCUGAUGUGGAAAUGGGCGUUCUGGGAGAGACGUUUAACAGCCACGAGGAUCACAAAGCCUUCAGGAGGGAGGAGUUUGAGAAAAACCUGAAAGACAUGGGGCUGGAGCUGGAAAAAGACGAGGAAGCCAUGAUUCCCGGCCUAGGCUUCGUAAAGAUUCACGCGCCGUGGAGCGUUCUCUGUCGAGAGGCUGAAUUAAUGAAGCUAAAGAUGCCCACCAAGAAGGUCUAUGAGGUCAAACAAUCAAGCAGCGUUGUGAAGAAAAUCAGCUCCCUGGUCAAUAAAGCUCUGGAGCCGUUGCGUCCUAAUGUUGAGGAACAUCAUUCCAAGAACAUCAAGCACCUGUCCCACUCAUUCUCCAGGGAGAAGCAGCACCUGUUUGACCUCUCAGACAAAGAUAACUUCUUUGACAGCAAAACCAGGAGUUCCAUAGUGUAUGAAAUAUUAAAACGAACCAAAUUCAAGGCUAACUACAGCAUGGGAAUCACCAGUCUCCUUGGUAGUGGGAUUUAUACAGCAGCCUAUCCUCUUCAUGAUGGAGCUAUUGAGGAGGAAAGUGCUGAACCCAACGACAGAAAGCUUUUGUACGAAGAGUGGGCAAACUACAGUGUCUUCUAUAAGUACCAGCCCAUUGGACUUGUUCGAAAAUAUUUUGGGGAGAAGAUCGGCCUGUACUUUGCAUGGCUGGGCCUCUACACCCAGAUGCUCAUUCCUGCCUCACUCGUUGGGGUCAUUGUCUUUCUCUAUGGAUGUGCAACAGUUGACGACAACAUCCCAAGCAUGGAAAUCUGUGAUCCGAAGAACAACAUCACUAUGUGCCCCCUGUGCGACAGAGUGUGCAGCUACUGGAAGCUCAGCACGGCGUGCGGAACGGCUCGGGCCAGCCACCUGUUUGAUAACCCCGCCACCGUCUUCUUCUCUAUAUUCAUGGCUCUAUGGGCUGCCAUGUUUAUGGAGCACUGGAAGAGGAGGCAGAUGAGACUGAACUACGAGUGGGACCUGACUGGGUUUGAAGAUGAGGAGGAAGCUCUGAAGGAUCAUCCCAGGGCCGAGUAUGAAUUCAGAGUAAUGAAGAAGUCUCUGAAGAAAGAGAGGAAGUCUCCACACAAGAUAGAAAAGCUCACAUGUAGAGACCGCCUUCCUGCAUACAUGACUAACAUCGUCAUGAUGCUGCUCAUGAUUGGUGUGACGUUCGCCAUUGUUUUUGGUGUGAUCCUUUACCGGAUCUCCACCAAAGCUGCUCUGUACAUGAGCUCCAGUCCCACCACCAGAAGCCACGUUCAACUGACAGUUAAAACCACAGCAGCCAUCAUCAACCUGGUGGUCAUCCUGAUUCUGGAUGAAGUGUAUGGUGCUGUGGCCCGCUGGCUCACUGUUUUAGAGGCUCCAAAGACCGAGAAGAACUUUGAGGAAAGGCUAAUUUUUAAGACUUUCAUUCUGAAGUUUGUCAACGCGUUCACACCAAUUAUUUACAUUGCUUUCUUCAGGGGAAGACUGGUGGGCAGACCAGGCAGAUAUCUAUAUGUUUUUGAUUCUUACAGAAUGGAAGAGUGCUCUGAUGGAAGCUGUCUGAUGGAGCUGUGCAUCCAGCUGAGUAUAACCAUGCUGGGAAAACAGCUCAUUCAAAACAACCUCUUCGAGAUUGGAAUACCCAAAUUAAAGAAGCUGAUUCGAUACAUUCAGUCGGAGCAAGGAGCUUUUCAGGAGGAGGAGAGACAGAAGAAGCUGCGCAGAUAUGAAACGGACCACUUCCUGGAGCCAUUCGGGGGACUGACGCCUGAAUAUAUGGAGAUGAUUAUCCAGUUUGGCUUUGUCACGUUGUUUGUGGCGUCUUUCCCUCUUGCUCCAUUAUUCGCUCUCCUCAACAACAUCAUUGAAAUACGGCUUGAUGCUAAGAAAUUUGUAGCCGAGUUACGAAGACCAGUGGCGGCGAGAGCCAAAGAUAUUGGUAUAUGGUACGACAUUCUGAGAGGAGUGGCAAAAGUUGCUGUUAUCAUCAAUGCAUUUGUCAUCUCCUUCACAUCAGACUUUAUCCCUCGGAUGGUGUACCUGUAUAUGUACAGCCCUGAUGGCUCCUUGCAUGGAUUUGUCAACCAUACCCUGUCCUACUUUAAUGUCAGUCACUUUGAGCCUGGCAAAGAAACUAUGGAUCCAAUGCCUUAUGGAUACGCCAUUGAUGUUUGCAGGUAUAAGGAUUACAGAGAGCCUCCUUGGUCCUCCACCCCGUAUGAAAUCUCCAAGGAUUUCUGGGCGGUGUUGGCCGUGCGCCUGGCCUUUGUCAUUGUUUUCCAGAACGUUGUGAUGCUGAUGAACGAUAUCGUUGACUGGCUAAUCCCAGACAUCCCCAAAGAUAUCAGCCAACAGAUCCACAAGGAGAAGAUUCUGCUCGUUGAACUCUUUAUGAGACAAGAACAAGGAAAGAUCAACAUACUGGAGAGAGGCGGGUCAUCGAACACCAGCGAGACGCACAGAAGAAGCCACAACAACAACAACAGCACUUCCACUCUUCCUUUCUGCAAAGAGCAACCCAAUGGCACCAAAACCUUCUGAUGGCAGCGAGGGUGUUACGUCAAAGCUUGCAUAUAGGUUUUAUUUUUGAUUUUGCUCAGGUCCACCUUAAAUCACUGUUUCAUGUCUAAAACAUUCCAACAUCUUUAAGAGCAGCUGGCCAAUCAGGCGAAUGAGAGUCUCUGUCUGCUUCCUUAGCUUAGCUUUGCUCUUUAUAUUUGUAAACAACUUUGCACGCAUGUUAACAUACAAAACGUGCAUUUGAAUAUAAAAAAGGCUUGUUAAGAGAUCACAAUAUAUUUGCAUAAAAUGUAUCAAUAAAUUUGAAACUUUA
Molecule: messenger RNA, 3393 nt
Organism: Cyprinodon tularosa
Lineage: Eukaryota; Metazoa; Chordata; Actinopteri; Cyprinodontiformes; Cyprinodontidae
Product: anoctamin-1-like
Exons: 25
Coding region: 252-3101 (949 amino acids)
Biological process (GO): chloride transmembrane transport
Cellular component (GO): plasma membrane
Molecular function (GO): protein dimerization activity; chloride channel activity
Source: RefSeq, a predicted model, not a curated record